This is a messenger RNA of Drosophila montana, 3907 nucleotides long. It is a transcript of the gene Frl, whose product is annotated as formin-like protein. Gene Ontology annotation, molecular function: small GTPase binding; microtubule binding; actin filament binding. Gene Ontology annotation, cellular component: cytosol; actin filament. Bases 96 to 3662 code for a protein of 1188 amino acids. Gene Ontology annotation, biological process: cell migration; actin nucleation; regulation of cell shape. The transcript is spliced from 9 exons. The record is from RefSeq and is a predicted model, not a curated record. NCBI's taxonomy places the organism in Eukaryota, Metazoa, Arthropoda, Insecta, Diptera, Drosophilidae.
GCGGCGGUGGCGGUGGUGCUGGCGGCUGGUGCACCACAAUAACAACAGCAACAACUGGCGCAGCAUCGGCGGGCAGCGGCCGCUUUGCAACCAUAAUGGGCGCAGUCAAAUCACGCAACAUCACCAAUGCCGAUGUGGACAGAGAGGAGCAACUGCAGCAGCAGCAGCAGCAUCCGCAUCCGCCAUUGCAUCAGCACCAGAGCACACACUCCAUGCACCGCAAUGGCCAUCACAAUGCGCCGCCCGGCAUGGGCACACUCCAAAAGCAGGAUCUGCGCUACGACAUCGGCUCCAGCUCCCAGUACCAUCAUGUCCGGCAGCCGAGCGUGCGCAGUCGCAGCCAACAGCCGAUGCCCACCACCGAUGAGCUGGAUCGUCGAUUCGCCAAAGUCUUGGCUUCCAUGGAUCUGCCGCCGGACAAAGCAAAGCUCUUGCGUAACUACGAUGACGAGAAGAAGUGGGACAUGAUAUGCGAUCAAGAAAUGGUGCAGGCGAAGGAUCCACCCUCCCAUUACUUAAGCAAAUUGCGAACAUAUUUGGAUCCAAAGGCUUCGCGUAGUCAUCGGCUUUACCUCUUCUACUUUCUUUGUCAGAAACGUAAGAUGGUCGGCGAAUCGACGUCCACACAGGUGCUGCGGGAUCUAGAGAUCUCGCUGCGCACCAAUCAUAUCGAAUGGGUCAAGGAGUUCCUUGACGAUACGAAUCAGGGCUUAGAUGCUCUCGUUGAUUAUCUCAGCUUUCGGCUGCAGAUGAUGCGACACGAGCAGCGUUUGCAGGGCGCCCUGUGCGCAUCCGAGGAGCGUUUGAAUCUGAUAAACGGCCUGGAUGCCGGCGAGGUGGUGUUGAGCAACAGCUCGAUGAGUCCCGGCGGUGUUAGCGGCAAUACCAAUCUGACCAAUGGCUCCCUGCUGCUGGACGGCUCCCGACAGCAGACGGGCUCCCAUCAUUCGCAUUCCUAUAGCUUUGUGCGACCCACCAUUGGCGAGGUGCUCGACAGUCCCAGCCUGAAGCGUCGGUCGCGUCACAUUGCCAAACUGAACAUGGGCGCUGCCACGGACGAUAUACACGUGUCCAUAAUGUGCCUGCGUGCGAUUAUGAAUAAUAAAUAUGGCUUCAAUAUGGUCAUACAGCAUCGCGAGGCGAUUAACUGCAUCGCUCUCAGUCUGAUACACAAGUCGCUGCGUACCAAGGCCCUGGUGCUGGAGCUGCUGGCGGCGAUUUGUCUGGUCAAGGGUGGGCACGAGAUCAUAUUGGGCUCCUUUGAUAAUUUCAAGGAUGUGUGCCAGGAGCAGCGCCGUUUCCAGACACUCAUGGAAUAUUUCAUGAACUUUGAGGCCUUCAACAUUGACUUUAUGGUCGCGUGCAUGCAAUUCAUGAACAUUGUGGUGCACUCCGUCGAGGAUAUGAACUAUCGGGUCCAUUUGCAGUACGAGUUUACGGCUCUGGGCUUGGAUAAGUAUCUGGAGCGCAUACGGUUAACCGAGUCCGAGGAGUUAAAAGUGCAAAUAUCGGCCUAUCUGGAUAAUGUGUUUGAUGUGGCUGCAUUGAUGGAGGAUUCGGAAACGAAAACAUCUGCAUUGGAGCGCGUACAGGAGCUGGAAGAUCAGCUGGAGCGCGAAAUAGAUCGCAACUCGGAGUUCUGUUAUAAAUUCGCCGAACUGGAGACGGAGAAUCUGACACUGAAGACGGAACGUGAACAACUGGCCGUGAUGCGGCAACAGCUGGAGGAGCAGCUGAAUGCCCUGCAACGCAUGCUGCAGCAGAACGAACAGGAGCUCAAGAAACGCGAUACGCUGCUUCACAAUAAAAAUCUGGAGCUGCAAACACUAUCGCGUUCACUGCCGCGUUCAGCGUCCAGUGGCGAUGGUUCGCUGGUGAAUGGCAGCCUGCUGACGGGAUCAGCAACAGGCACAGUUUCACCACCGCCUCCACCACCGCCACCCAUGCCAGCAACAACAGCUCCGCCGCCGCCGCCACCACCAGCGCCACCAGCACCGCCACCGCCGCCCAUGAUGCCGGGCCUGAGUCCGCUGGGCAGUCCGAAUGGCAGCGUAACUUCCACAGCUCCCUCGCCGCCACAUGCCCCGCCCAUGCUGAGCUCCUUCCAGCCACCGCCGCCACCAGUGGCAGGCUUCAUGCCAGCUCCAGAUGGUGCUAUGACCAUCAAGCGCAAGGUGCCCACCAAAUACAAGCUGCCCACGCUUAACUGGAUAGCGCUCAAGCCGAAUCAGGUUCGCGGCACCAUAUUCAAUGAGCUGGACGACGAGAAGAUCUUCAAGCAAAUCGACUUUAACGAAUUUGAAGAACGCUUCAAAAUCGGCAUCGGCGGUGGUCUGCACAAUGGUAGCAAUGGCAGCGAGGUGGAUGGCGCCCUGUCCUCCUAUCCCAGUAAACGUUUCAAGAAGCCUGAUAAUGUCUCCCUGCUGGAGCACACGAGGUUAAGAAACAUAGCAAUCUCUCGUCGUAAAUUGGGCAUGCCCAUUGAUGAUGUUGUUGCUGCCAUACAUAGUUUGGAUUUAAAGAAGCUAUCGCUGGAGAAUGUGGAGCUGCUGCAAAAGAUGGUGCCCACCGAUGCGGAGGUUAAGGCCUACAAGGAGUACAUAAUUGAGCGUAAGGAUCAGCAGCUACUCACCGAGGAGGACAAAUUCAUGUUGCAAUUGUCACGCGUUGAACGCAUCUCCUCCAAGCUAGCCAUUAUGAACUACAUGGGCAACUUUGUCGAUAGCGUACAUCUCAUUAGCCCGCAAGUUCAAUCGAUUGCCAGUGCCUCCAACUCGCUGAAACAGUCGCGCAAGUUCAAAGCUGUGCUGGAAAUUGUGUUGGCCUUUGGCAACUAUCUCAAUAGCAACAAGCGUGGUCCGGCCUACGGCUUUAAGCUGCAGUCGCUGGACACUCUGAUUGACACUAAGUCAACCGACAAGCGCUCCUCGUUGCUGCACUACAUUGUGGCCACGAUUCGGGCCAAAUUUCCCGAGCUAUUGAGCUUUGAGUGCGAACUGUAUGGCACCGAUAAGGCGGCAUCUGUGGCAUUGGAGAACGUUGUGGCUGAUGUCCAGGAGCUGGAUAAGGGCAUGGAGCUGGUGCGUAAGGAAGCCGAGUUGCGUGUUAAGGGCACGCAAACACACAUACUGCGGGAUUUCCUAAACAACAGCGAAGACAAACUGAAGAAGAUCAAGAGCGAUCUGCGAUUGGCGCAGGAUGCGUUCAAGGAGUGCGUCGAAUACUUUGGGGACUCCUCACGCAAUGCGGAUGCAGCGGCAUUCUUUGCAUUGAUUGUGCGCUUUACGCGCGCCUUUAAACAACUCGACCAGGAGAACGAACAGCGCCGUCGGCUGGAGCAGGCGGCUGCUUUGGCGGCAUCGAAAAAGGAAAGUGAUCAGGUCAUGCUGCGCAACAAGUUCAGUCAGAAAAAGCAACAGUUGCCUACAACUUGCGCACUCUCCUUGCAGGAUGCCGUCAUCAAUGAGCUGAAGAGCAAAACGCAUUCGGUGCGGGAAAAGAAGCUGCUGCAGCAGGACGAGGUCUACAAUGGAGCGCUGGAGGAUAUACUUCUGGGGCUCAAGAGUGAGCCGUAUCGAAGGGCGGACGCGGUGAGGCGUUCCCAACGCCGACGCAUUGACAAUAAUCGCUUGUCGCGCACGAUGGAGGAAAUGGACUGCUAGGCUAGCUGCCUGGCAGGGCAAUGGCAAAAAUCAAAAUUCAAAAGCGAUGGGAAAAACGAAUAUGUAAACGUCUUAUAUAAAGAAACUGCAAUAUGUGAUUGGGCGAUUUAAUUGUUUGGAUACACACAUACACACACUCAUAUACACACUCGUACACACAUUCCCGAACCCCUUUUACCCUUGUGCUAUCAUUCGAAUAUAUUUUUCGUUAUUAUUUUGCAUAAUAUAUCUUUAAAUAUCCAGUA